This is a messenger RNA of Molossus molossus (Pallas's mastiff bat), 574 nucleotides long. Its product is annotated as ATP-binding cassette sub-family A member 6-like. Gene Ontology annotation, cellular component: membrane; intracellular membrane-bounded organelle. Gene Ontology annotation, molecular function: lipid carrier activity; ABC-type transporter activity. Bases 14 to 574 code for a protein of 186 amino acids. The transcript is spliced from 6 exons. Gene Ontology annotation, biological process: lipid transport; transmembrane transport. The record is from RefSeq and is a predicted model, not a curated record. Lineage: Eukaryota; Metazoa; Chordata; Mammalia; Chiroptera; Molossidae.
GCCAUCUACAGGCAUGGACCCUGUCGGGCAGCAGCAAAUGUGGCAGAUGAUCCAGACAGCCAUUAAGAACACCGAGAAGGGGGCCCUCCUGAUCACCCAUCACCUGGCUGAGGCCGAGGCCGUUUGUGACCGCGUGGCCAUCAUGGUGUCUGGGAGGCUGAGAUGCGUGGGCUCCAUCCAGCACCUGAAAAGCAGACUUGGCCAGGCUUACGUCCUGGAACUGAAAGUGAGGGAAACGGCUCGCGUGGCUCUGGUCCACGCUGAGAUCCUGAAGCUCUUCCCCCAGGCGAUGCGCCAGGAAAGGAAUUCCUCCUUCUUGACCUAUAAACUGCCCAUGGCGGAUGCUCAUCCUCUUGCUCAGGCCUUUCACAAAUUAGAGGCAGUAAAACACAAUUUUGACCUGGAGGAAUACAGCCUUUCUCAGUGCACAUUGGAAAAGGUGAUUAACUUGGACUGUUUUCGCAUCGUUUUUGUAUUGGUGGAGCUUUCUAAGGAGCAGGAGGUGGGCAAUUUAGAUGAAGAGGCUGAUACAACCAAGAGAUGGAGACUCCUCUCUCAUCCCGACGACGCAUAA